Pollicipes pollicipes is the source of this 521-nucleotide messenger RNA. RefSeq lists its product as uncharacterized. NCBI's taxonomy places the organism in Eukaryota, Metazoa, Arthropoda, Thecostraca, Pollicipedomorpha, Pollicipedidae. The record is from RefSeq and is a predicted model, not a curated record. The transcript is spliced from 6 exons. Bases 183 to 521 code for a protein of 112 amino acids.
UGCUGCUGGAGGAGGUGGUGCUGGCCGAGGCCGGUCACGUCUCCGCCCGGCUGCUGACUGGACUGGGCGUGCUGCAGCAAGUGGCCAGGCAGCUGUGUGGUGACACGCUCCGCACAGUCGUCGACGAGGGCAUACGGGAGGUGUGCCAGACGGAGCUGACUGAGGCCCGGCGCCAGCACGAGAUGGCGCUGCAGCGUCAGUGGGCCAGGGACCGGCGGGACCAGGAGAUGAAGGAGCGCCUGGGUGCGGUGCUGACCGAGACACUGAUAGCCGAGGUCUGUCUCGACGAGACGAACGAUUUGGCAGAGGAGGAAAUCAUGCUUGUGGAGAAGGAAAGGAGCAGGCACGCAAAGAACAGGGCGGCGGACACGAUCUGCGCCACCCUAUGGACGGAGGAGGCUGAGCGGCUGGCCUGGGAGACGGCCAUCGAGGUUCACACCGACCACCGGCGCCAGAGGGCAGCCCGCCUGCAGGCCGCCACAGAGAUCGGUCGCCGCCUGACACUGCGCCGCCUGGUGUGA